This is a messenger RNA of Equus caballus (horse), 6545 nucleotides long. Its product is annotated as Fc receptor-like protein 3. Gene Ontology annotation, biological process: cell surface receptor signaling pathway. The record is from RefSeq and is a predicted model, not a curated record. Gene Ontology annotation, cellular component: plasma membrane. Lineage: Eukaryota; Metazoa; Chordata; Mammalia; Perissodactyla; Equidae. Gene Ontology annotation, molecular function: transmembrane signaling receptor activity.
GCAUUUUCAGACAACCCAGGCACAGCUUUUGACAUUUCUCCUGAGAGACUUGAACUAUUGGAAGAUGAUCACCAAUAUCUAAAAAUACACAGCUGCCAGGGUUGAAAUACAAACAGAAUUUAGGAAAUAGCCAUGUUAAUAUUUUUAGAACCCAUGGCAAGACAUGAUUCUUCACUUCCCCUUUUAUAAUUAUUGCAGAACUCAUGUGAAUGCCACCCUCCUGUCCUCCUGCGUGGAUGGAAGAUACGCUGGAUUUUCAUGAGACAGACUUUCCCUGCCCUCAGCAAGGGCCAGGUCCCCAUGCUUCUGUGGCUGCUGCUGCUCAUCCUGGCUCCUGGAAGAGAACAAUCAGAAUUAGCUCCAAAAGCUUUUAUUCGCCUCACUCCUCCCUGGUCCACAAACUUCAAAGGAAAGACAGUAACUCUCACAUGCGAGGAUUCCCAUUCUCCAGCCCAGGGAGGCAUAUCUUGGUAUUAUGAUGACAUUUUGUUGAAAAAAAAAUCGGGAAAGCUCCAAAUAAGAAAUUCUGGAUAUUACAAAUGCAAGACCCCAGGAUCUUCCCUCAGUGACCCUGUGCAUGUGGAAUUUUUAUCUGAUUGGCUGAUCCUCCAGGCUUCUCUCCCUGUUUUUGAAGGAGAUGAUGUAUAUCUGAGAUGCCAGGGGUGGAAAGAAGAGGAUAUUACUAAAAAAAUUUAUUACAAAGAUGGAGAAAAAUUUGCUGUUACUUAUGACUCAGGCUUCAUCAGACUAAAUUCAGCCUCUACCAACAAUAGCAAAUAUCAUUGUACUACUUAUGUGGAAGGACUUUUUGGAAUGUGGAAAGAAAGUUCAAAAGCUCUAAGGAUCCAAGUUCAAGAGUUGUUUCCACCUCCUGUGCUGACAGCCAGCCCCUCCCAGCCCAUAGAGGGGAGCCCAGUGACCCUGAAAUGUGAGACCUGGCUCCCUCCACAGAAGUCAGACACUCAGCUUCAAUUCUGUUUCUUCAGUGGAGACCAGGCCCUGGGAUCAGACUGGAGAAGCUCCUCAGAACUCCAGAUCCCUGCCAUAUGGAGUGAGGACUCAAGGUCUUACUGGUGCCAGGCAAAGACAGUGACUCACAGUGUCAUGAAGAGAAGCUUGAAAUCCCAGAUACAUGUACACAGAGUCCCUGUGUCUGAUGUGAAUCUAGAAAUCCAGCCCCCUGGAGGGAAGCUGAUUGAAGGAGACAAUCUGGUCCUUACCUGCUCAGUAGCCAGGGGGACAGGGACUAUCACGUUCUCCUGGCACAGAGAAGGCACAAUAAGAAUUUUGGGAAGAAAGACCCAGCGUUCCCUGUCAGCAGAGUUCCAGAUACCCACUGUGAAGGAGAGUGAUGCUGGGAGAUACUACUGUGCAGCUGACAACAUUCAUGGCCCCAUCCUCAGUACACUGAUUACCGUCACAGUGAGAAUUCCAGUGUCUCGCCCUGUCCUCACCAUCAGGGCUCCCAGGGCCCAGGCUGUGGUAGGGGAUGUGGUGGAGCUUCGUUGUGAGGCCUGGAGAGGCUCUCCUCCAAUAUUGUACCAGUUUUAUCAUGAAGAUGCCACCCUGGGAAGCAGCUCAGCCCCCUCUGGAAGAGCAGCAUCCUUCGACCUCUCUCUGACUGCAGACCAUUCUGGAAACUACUCCUGUGAGGCUGACAAUGGCCUGGGAGCCCAGCAUAGUGACAGAGUGACACUCAACGUCACAGUUCCAGUGUCUCGUCCUGUCCUCACUCUCAACCCUGCCGGCACCCAGCCUGUGGUGGGAGAUGUGUUGGAGCUUCGCUGUGAGGCCCAAAGAGGCUCUCCCCCAAUCCUGUACUGGUUUUAUCAUGACAAUGUCACCCUGGGGAAAAGCUUGGCCCCCUUUGGAGGAGGAGCAUCCUUCAACCUCUCUCUGAUGGCACAGCCUUCUGGGAACUACUCCUGUGGGGCUGACAAUGGCCUGGGGAUCCAAUGCAGCGAGGUGGUGAUGCUCAACUUCACAGAUCAGAAAUAUUUUCUACUGGAACUCAAGUAUGGGUCUCUCCACUUAGUGCCUUCCAGGAGCAAAAUAACCCCUGUCACUGUGGGAGUCAUCUUGGGGCUGCUAAGUAUCCUUGGCCUUGCUGCUACUGCUGCUCUGGUGUGCAAGUUCAGGACCCAGAAGAAAUCAGGAGGAAUUUCUGCCACUGGGACAGCUAGUCCCAAUGAUUGUCAGGAACCUUUCUUGUCCAGGUCUUUUGGCACAGAGACCCAAGAGUCCACUCACUUUGAGCCACCAGCCCUAAUGGAGCUGCAGCCAGUGUACAGCAAUGUGAAUCCUGGAGAUAGAGACUUGGUUUAUACCCUGGUCGGGAGCAUCCAGCAUACAAAAGAACAUUUAGUGAAUCCUGGAGAUAGAGACUUGGUUUAUACCCUGGUCGGGAGCAUCCAGCAUACAAAAGAACAUUUAGCAAAUUCACCAAGGUUGAAUUGGAAGCAUAAGGGACCCACAGUCAUCUAUUCAGAGGUAAAGAAGACACAUCCAGAUGACUCUGCAGGUCAGGCCAGCUGUAGAGGCUGGGCCCAUGAAGAUGCUACAGAAAGCUAUGAGAAUGUCCCGUCUACAUCACUGGCCUUGUACCACUAGCCCUUUAGCCUGGGUGACCUCCAGAGACCCUGAAAAGCAGCCUAUCCCAUUCUCCCUGUUUUCUCCAACCAUACACCCUCUGCCUCCAGGACUCAGCCUCCCAGGAGGCUGGGCUGUAGGGAACAUGAGGCUGUGUGAAAUAUCUGCCAGCCUCCUCUGUCCCUGAGUUUAUUCAUCUCUAGGAAUAGAGUGGGCAUUUAUUUGAGUAAAUGUUGCAUUCUUUUCUCAGUAGAGACACAUGUGAAGGCAGGGCAGGUGGGCCUUCAGCUCCUGGGUCUGUGGAACAGAGGAGGGAGAAAUGACCUAGCCCGGAUCAUAAGGGUGCAACAUAGCCAUUUAAUUGAAGUGCAAUCGAAAGCUUUUAAUAUACUAUCUCUGCAUAAACAGUUUACUCUAAACAUUUUGUUUCCUUUUGUGUGUGUUUUUGGUAGUGGCAUUGCUGAUGUUAUGGGGUGUAUGCUAGGUUCCAGCUACCAAAUUGGAAAUGAUCAAAAGGAUUCAUUCUAUCUACAUAUAUACUAUUUCUUGAAAUAUGUAUCAGUACUAAGAAAUUUGAAAAAAAUGACCAAGUCUAUUUAAAGAGAGAGUGCUUCUAAAUUACCUGAUUAAAUAGUGUUAUGGACUGAAUUGUGUUCCAUCAAAAUUCAUAUGUUGGAGCCCUAACCCCCAAUAUUACGAUACUAGGAGAUAGGGCUGUUAAGGAGGUAAUUAAGAUUAAAUGAAGUCACAAGGGCAGAUUGUAAUCCAGUUUGACUGUUGUCCUUAUAAGAACAAGAAGAGACACUGGAGACCUCUCCAUCUCUCCUUGUGCACACAGAGGAAAAGCUAUAUGAGUACACAGCAAGAAAGCAGCUAUCUGCACAGCCAUAAAGUGGCCAGGAAGAGAAGUCUCACUAGAAACCAAUCCUGCCAGCACCUUGAUCUUCGAUUCCAGCCUCUAAAACUGUGAGAAAAUAAGUGUCUGAUAUUUAAGUCACCUAAUCUGUGGCAUUUUGUUAUGACAUCCAGAGCAGAUUAAUACAGAUUUAUACAUAGAUAUAUAGACGAUAAAUGAUUGGUGAUGAUGAUAAUGAUGAUGAGGAGGAGGUUGAUGGUAGAUAAAUAAAUAAAUAAACUAGAUGCGGAUAUAUGACACAUCUCCCAACCCACGCAGAAUUUUUGGUCUUCAAGAUAUUUUUGCUCUCACAGGAUCAAACAGUCCUCCUACAUGGAACAGCUCCAUUUUGCUAUUUAAUUAUUCGACAUCCAUUAUUUGAAUGCCACAGAAGCAACACCACCAACCUUGGAAGACCAGUAGAGCCAAGGAUUCACAUGACUCAGAUGGCAAAGCUUAGUGUCACUCGGGAGCCCUCAUGACCUGAGCUGACAGUAGAUGUAGAGAUAGAUGCAAGGCAAUCAGUAGGCUCAAAGGAGGACACCCUCUUCCUUUGCUCAAAGACUCCUAAUCCACUCCUCAACUGACUGACAAACGUUGAGUGUCUACCACUGAAGAAAAAAACUUUAAAAGCAUGCCUUUGUGCUUAAGUUUCAGGAAACAUAGCAGAAUAAUUUUUAUUCAUAAGAUCUGCUGAGGCAGGAAAUGAAAAACUGAAAUUGUUAGCCUCUGUCCUCCAGUGUUUCACUCGAAUCUUAUUAGCUCUGAAAAUAAUAGACCUUAAGAGAAGAAGCUAGUAAGUUCACUGAUGACUGAUGUAUAUCAACUAAUACAAUUUAUGGACAACAUGGAUUUUACACUAGCCAUUAUUCAUAACUUUAAGUAAAUAACACAAUGAUGCUUUACAAACCUGGAAAAUAACUUAAGAUGAAAUUAUUAAGUGCAUUUCUAAUGUUUUGUUUUACUCCUUGGGGAUCAGAAGCUUAAACAACAGAAAGUACAACAUGUACUUUAGAAAAAUGCAAUCUGAUUUGAAGUUUUUAACUGUAAGCUUAUGAAUUCAACUAGUAAGCUAAUUUGCUGAGGAAAAAAAUUAUUUCCUUCUUAAAGAGGAAAUACAUAUUUUUAUUAGUAAACAGGAUUUAUACGUCUUGUCUCCAUGUUAGUAAGUAAAAAAUGCAAUGUGGAAUGUAUGCCUGGCUUUUCAAGGGUGCAAGGGAUCCAAGUGUAAUCUAUGUCUGUGCCUAAAGUUUGCUCCAAAUGCUUCCCCAUUUUGAGAUCCAGGAAGAAUAAAGCUGUAUUUGGGGGAGGGGCCCAUGUCACUAAAUGCCAGCUGUGGGAAAUCCAUCUGAAAGAGUGGUGAAAAGGGGCAAACGUUUCUUUAUUGACUUAAGAGAGAGGAAAUUCCCAAGGGAAAAUUACAAGAUCUAGGCAGCAUCCUGUGAACAGUGAGUGUCACUCUCCAGGAGUGUGCAACACUGGUGCAAGCAGCACCAAGGACAGUAGCCUCUAAGAAGGAGAAAAUCAGCAAAUAGCAGCAAGAGAUGAGGCCCAGAGGAACUGUACAGAACACAGGAUAGUUCCAAGUGUUUGGGGAUCUCCCUCCCAGAACUCCUUGUCCAGGUCCAAACUGAGGGCAAAUAGCAAGUAGUAUCUGUAAGCAGUCAGGAAGAGUCUAAGAAAUAUUUGGGAGAAGAUCCAAGAGGAAAUUAUGUUCCCAACUAGUCAAGAAAGUAAAUUUGAGCCAUUAAGAUUUGAGACAUUACUACAAUUUUUUACACUAUGGUUAUUUGUUUACAAAUUUAUUGAAUAAUAAUUUAUGCUCAAUAAAUUGCACAUAUUUAAAGUGUACAAUUCAUUGAGUUUUGACAGAUGUAUACAUCCAUGAAACCACCACCACCACAAUCAAGAUUCCCCAAAUCUCCAUCACCCCACAGACUUUCCUCAUCCUUUAAGCAAUACUGCUUUCCCUCCACCUCUAUCUUAUGCAAUCACUGAUAUGCUUUCUGUCACUAUAGAUUAGAGUCUAUUUUCUAAAAUUUUAUGUAAAUAGAAUCCUACAGUAUAUACUCUUUUGUGUCCGAAUUCUUUCACUAAGCAAAAAGAUUUUGAGAUUCAUUCACCCUGUUUCAUGUAUGGACAGUAUAUUCCUUUUAAUUGCUUAGUAAUAUGCCAUUGCACAGAUAUGCCACCUUUUGAUUAUCCACUUACCUGUUAAUGCACAUUUGGUUUGUUUCAUCUUUAUUAAAAGCAAAGAUACUAUAAAAAUUCAUGCACAAGUAUUUGUGUGAACAUAUGUUUAUUGUUCCUUUGUAAUACCUACAAGGGUAAUUGCAGCGUCAAAUAGUAGAUUUAUGUUCAAUACUGUAAUAGGCUGCAAUACUCUUUUCCAAAACAGCUGUACCAUGUUAUAUUUCCAUGAGCAGUGUAUGAUAGUUACAGUUGCUCCACAUCCUUGUCAACACUUGGCAUUUUCAGUCUUCAAUUUUAGUCAUUCUAAGGAGUGUGUAGUGUAGCACAGUGUUAUCUCAUUGUGACUUAAUUUCCCUGAUGAUCAAUGAUGUUGUUUAUCUUCUCAAGUCCUUGGCUCUCUAUAGAUCUUAUUUCAUGAAAUGUCUAUUUGCACCUCUCACCUCUUCUUUAUUGGGUUGUUUGCCUUUUUAUUAUUGAGUUGCAAGACUUUUUGAAUAUAUUCUGGUCUGAUUUAUAUGUUGAAAAUAUUUUCUCCCUGUCCAUAGCUUGCCCUUUAUUUUCUCAGUGGUGUCUUUUUAGAGCAAAAGUUUUUAGUCUUCAUCAAGUCCAAUUUGUCAACUUUUUCAUCUUAUGAGUAUGCUUUGCAUUUCCUACAUAAGAAAGUAUACCACAAGGUCAAAAUAUUCUAAUUUUUUUCCUAUUUUUUUAUAGUUUUCAUUUUUACACAUAGGUCCAUGUACCAUUUAAAGUGAAUUUGUGUAUGUGUGCGUGUAUAGUGUGAGAAAAAAAAUGUUCCUUUUUUCUUGUGAAUAUCGAGUUGUUACAGCAUUAUUUGCUGAAUAAACUUUCUUUUGAGUUGUUUGUCUUA